AGCGCGGGUCACCGCCCUGCACGGCGGGAGAAGUCACCGCACUGACGUUCCCCAGGGCGCUGGGCGGCCGAAGGUCUGGUUGAGAACUUGAACCCGCCUGAGGCGGAGGCCUAGAAAAUGCAGGCCCGCUGAACCCGCCCGCCGGCCCUGAGCCCCGAAACCCUCCCGCAGUUUCCCCUGACCCCGCGGCGGCUCUGCGCCUUGUCCGAUUUCUUGCUGGUUGAAUGCCUCCUCCUCCACUCGCAACUUCAGGGCAGAGGUCUAGAGCUGCUCCUGGCUCUUGUACUCUACUUUGACCCAAGGAGAUCCUCAUUUCUCUUCCAAGAUGAAAACUGAGGAGCUACAGCUAUCUAGCUCUGAGCGGUUUUACUCCAAAGGCUGUGGCAGUAAGAACUCCUCUGAGAAACGUGUGGGCAGCCAGCAGUAUCUGUUGGAAAUGUUGGCCAGCUUGCAAUGGAUCUGAUUAUUUCUACACUGAAUAUGUCUAAGAUUGGUUACUUCUAUACCGAUUGUCUUGUGCCUAUGGUUGGAAACAAUCCAUACGCGACUGCGGAAGGAAAUUCAACAGAACUUAGUAUAAAUGCUGAAGUAUAUUCAUUGCCUUCAAGAAAGCUGGUGGCUCUUCAGUUAAGAUCCAUUUUUAUUAAGUAUAAAUCAAAGCCAUUCUGUGAAAAACUGCUUUCCUGGGUGAAAAGCAGCGGCUGUGCCAGAGUCAUUGUUCUUUCGAGCAGCCAUUCAUACCAGCGCAAUGACCUGCAGCUUCGCAGUACUCCCUUCCGGUACCUACUCACACCUUCCAUGCAAAGAAGUGUUCAAAAUAAAAUAAAGAGCCUUAACUGGCAAGAAAUGGAAAAAAGCCGGUGCAUUCCUGAAAUAGAUGAUUCCGAGUUUUGUAUCCGCAUUCCGGGGGGAGGCAUCACAAAAACACUGUACGAUGAAAGCUGUUCUAAAGAAAUCCAAAUGGCAGUUCUGCUGAAAUUUGUUUCAGAAGGGGACAACAUCCCAGAUGCAUUAGGUCUCGUUGAGUACCUUAAUGAGUGGCUUCAGAUAAUCAAACCACUUAGCGAUGACCCCACAGCAUCUACCUCACGGUGGAAAAUACCAAGUUCUUGGAGAUUACUGUUUGGCAGUGGUCUUCCCCCGGCACUUUUUUGAUCUGUUUUCCAUUUUAUACCUUAUACCCAGAACACUUACUACCAACACAACUGUUAAACAUUCUAGACAAAAAAACCGUAUGAUCCGAGAAUGUAUUAGGAAAUUACCUUCACUGUAAAUGUCAAAGGAAAAGAUUAAGGAUCUCUUUGCCAUGCUUUUCAUCAUAUGCAACAAAUGUGAAUUUUGUACAAUAAAAUUUUAUUUCCUAAGUAA
Messenger RNA from Chlorocebus sabaeus (green monkey), 1368 nucleotides. It is a transcript of the gene PSMG2, whose product is annotated as proteasome assembly chaperone 2. The record is from RefSeq and is a predicted model, not a curated record. Gene Ontology annotation, biological process: proteasome assembly. NCBI's taxonomy places the organism in Eukaryota, Metazoa, Chordata, Mammalia, Primates, Cercopithecidae. Gene Ontology annotation, cellular component: nucleus; cytosol.